This is a messenger RNA of Sparassis crispa, 3567 nucleotides long. RefSeq lists its product as hypothetical. The record is from RefSeq and is a predicted model, not a curated record. Gene Ontology annotation, cellular component: cytoplasm. Bases 1 to 3567 code for a protein of 1188 amino acids. Lineage: Eukaryota; Fungi; Basidiomycota; Agaricomycetes; Polyporales; Sparassidaceae. Gene Ontology annotation, molecular function: ATP binding; protein kinase activity; phosphoribosylaminoimidazolesuccinocarboxamide synthase activity. The transcript is spliced from 8 exons. Gene Ontology annotation, biological process: protein phosphorylation; 'de novo' IMP biosynthetic process.
AUGUGGCGAAAAUUCGUCACAGUUCCCUCGAACGACUUCUUGGAGAGAUUCCUCCCAAAUCCCGUUGGUCUGACCCCUGGAAAUUAUGCCGGCGCAUUCAACAAGAUGCCUCGGGAAGGCGAUCGUGAAGAAUCGCUAUAUGAACCAUUCUGCAAGUGCCUAGUGACUUUGUGUCCAGGUUACAAGUGCGUAUCAACAGCGAACGCACCUGAUAGGGACGAGAAAUUCAAACAGAAGGUCGACGCCGCACUGUUCCUCGAGGAAGAAGCUCCGACGGACGGGAGACAGCACUGGGCGCAGCAGCGGAUUUCUUUUGAGUUCAAGAGAUAUUCUGGUAGGGAUGACCCAUUUGAAGAGGAGAAAGAGGGCUACGAGCACGAUACGUCGUAUGGGAACCGAACCCGAGGCCAAGCCAUUGCGUACGCCGCUGAAAUAUUCGCUCGGCAGUUUCGGACGUUCUGUUUCACAGUCCUCAUUCUCGGGAAUUGUGCUCGCAUUGUGCGCUGGGACAGAUCUGGUGCCGCGUUUACGGAGAAGUUCAACUACAAGCGGAAUCCGGAGAUUCUCGGCGAGUUUUUAUGGCGGUUCUCGCACCAUGAAGCCAAAGAGCAAGGCUAUGAUGAAUCUGCGACUUUGGUCACAGAAGGAUCGGAAGACUACGUUCUGAUGAAGCAAUAUGCAGAGACGAAACUGGAGUCUGGAGAUUAUGUUCGGGAAUACUUUAAGACCUCGUACGACGCCGGGUGGCCUUUGUGGAGGUUGAAAGUUGACGAUGAGUCGCACCCGGAAGGAGACCACGGCAAGAAUACUGGCAAAUCGCAUGUGGGCACCAGUGCGCGUACGGCAUCUGGAGUUUCCACUGCGCCGCGUUCCACAUACUAUCUCGUUGGCAAGCCACACUUCCUCGCUAACGGUAUGGUGGGUCGGGGCACCCGUGGGUACGUUGCUCUCGAUUGCCAGACCUGCAAGUUCGUCUUCCUCAAAGACGCGUGGAGAGUCGACCACAUCGACAUCGAGAAGGAAGGCGACGUGCUACGGAAACUUUACGGCGAGCGUGUUGAGAACGUCCCCACCCUUGUUUGCCAUGGAGACGUGCUCGACCAACAGACUUUGACGCAAGUCAUUUGGGAAGAGGUCAAUGGGCCUACGCCGGAGGCGAGACGUCCACUGAAGAAGCACGUCCAUUAUCGACUUGUCGUAGAAGAAGUUGGUAUUCCCGUCAAUGAAUUCGCACACGGCUUCGAGCUUGUGAGUAUUAUUUAUGACUGCUUGACAGCUCAUCAGCAGGCGUUUGAAAAACUUCGUCUCUUGCACAGAGAUGUCAGCAUAGGAAACGUUAUGAUUGUCGAACGGUUCGACGGGAUUGAAUUUGUCCGAAUCGGAUAUCUGUGUGAUUGGGAGCUGUCGAAGUCAAUUCCCGACGGAGAUGCGACUCAGGUAGCGAGACAACCUGAUCGUACUGGAACCUGGCAGUUCAUGUCUGCGCUAUCACUGCAGAAUCCAUACAAACCUAUCACGCUCCAAGAUGACCUCGAGGCGUUCUUUCACCUUGUCUUGUAUAUGGCCGUACGAUUCCUGCCGCACAACAUUGGGGAUGCAAACGUGGGUACGUUCAUAUACCGCUACUUCGAUGAUGCAGAUCCUCUCGACCGACAAUUCUACGUCUGCGGGGAAAAAAAGUGGUCUACGAUUCAAAGCGGGCUUCUCACGUUUAAGACCAAACCAAUCACAUUCGGCGACGACGCCAACUAUCCUAUGAACGAUCUCCUGGAGACGCUUCUGCCGUGGUUCAGUGCGUACUACGCCGUGAUUGGGCAUGAUCACCCACAGCUCGUGAAGCCCCCUGAACCUGCGGCCGACCCCCAGAACUCCGUGGAUGACCCACUCGACAACAUGCCACAACGUCUCCGUCAGAUACUGCAGAUUAAUAGCGUUAAGGACGGCAUGCAUCGCCCCAGGAAAACUACUCGAAACAAAGAUGCGCAGAUGCAGGAAAAUCGGAAGUUGGCACAGAGUUUGAACGGACACUCUGAAAUCUGUUCCCUUUUCAGAACGAUGCUCGCGGACCCGAAGCGGUGGCAAUCGCACGACAAAACACUGGACAAGCUGCCAAAGAAUUACAAUCUAGCAAAGGAGGUUCAAGGUGUCCGCGACUCGACCAGGCACUCGCUAGGGUGCGCUGGGUUGUCCCACAAGAUGAAUUCAUUGACUUUGGAUGCUACACCUGAGGUGGAGCCCGUCGUCAGUUAUCCUCAGGAGCAAGUAUGCACUCCACCAGUGCCCGAGGACCGCGUCCGGCCCCGCAGUGUGGCCCACUCGGACCUGACAGAAUGUAUUGAAGGCCCCCACUUAUACUCUGAAAGCCCCCGCUUAUGCUCUGAAGAUCCCCACUUCUCGGUAUCAUUGUUCGACCUGUUCGAGCCUGCACAGCUUGAUCCAGCCGCUCAGCCUCCCCCCCAAGAGGAUGCUUUACGUUCCACAAGUGCGCAGUCGUCGCCAUUCUGGGAGCUUGCGUGGGGUUGCACUGUGCAAUUCCAUCCAGUAGAUAUCUCUGCACUCAUGUCUCAAUCUGCUUUGAUUCAAAGCAAUCUACCCGGGUUGUCUCUCGUCUCCAGAGGCAAAGUUCGGGACAUCUACGCUACGUCGUCCCCGCAGCAUCUACUUUUCGUCGCGACAGAUCGCAUCUCGGCGUACGACGUGAUCCUCCGCAACGUUUGUCCACUUUGUCAUUGUUUUCCUGGCUUUUGGGUGACGGGUGACCUUGCGGGGGUGCCAGACAAGGGCAAAGUUCUGACUCGGAUUUCCCUGUUCUGGUUCGACAAACUAAGGGAUGUCCUCCCCACACACCUUGUCACCGCCGAUAUAGACAAGAUGCCGGAAGAAGUUAGACAAUACAAGGAGCAGCUGGAGGGGCGAACUAUGCUUGUCCGUAAGGCCAAGGUUAUACCUCUUGAAGCCAUCGUCCGAGGAUAUUUGAGUGGGUCCGGUUGGGCUGAAUACAAGGAAUAUGGAACAGUGCAUGGUAUCUCCCUACCUGCUGGACUCGUCGAGUCCCAGAAGCUGCCCAAGCCAUUGUUUACACCUUCCACGAAAGCAGAACAAGGCCAACACGAUGAAAAUAUUUCUCCGGAACAUGCCGCUGGGCUGAUUGGCCAGAGGCUGUACGACCAGAUAUCAACAGCCGCUGUACGAUUAUACAAGGAAGCUGCAGAUUAUGCAUCCACCCGUGGCCUCAUCCUCGCGGAUACAAAAUUCGAAUUCGGUCUAUUACCGUCGUCCGAGGCGUUGGGAGAAGAUCAAGUAAUUCUGAUCGAUGAACUCCUUACCCCGGACUCGUCGCGGUACUGGCCUGCCAGCUCCUACAAGCCUGGCGGUUUGCAGCCCAGUUUCGACAAGCAAUACCUUAGGGACUGGCUUGUGAGCACCGGAUUCCGCAAGGGCCUUGAAAGCGGUCCUGAGGGGAAAGAAGGGCAAGGUUGGAUCAUGGAAGACAGCGUUAUUGAGGGCACAAGAAAGCGUUACAUGGAGGCACUAACGUUACUGAUUGGCGAGGGGGCCAGCCUGUAG